AUGAAAAAUACACAAGGUCUACAUUUCGCAAUGUCUGAAAAAUCCAAAGCCCUUGAAACUAGGCCCUCCCUCGACUCCGAGUCCGAGGCUGGCCCGUCAGCGCCCAACGAGGCACCACCGCCAUCCUUCCAGGAAUCUGUCGAGAACGACGCCGCAGCUUUCAAAACCCAGUUCGCAUGCGUCGAGAUCCGUCCAUCGGACCGUAUCAGGCUCAUCAACUUUGAAGAGACCGACGUAUCGGCCGUGCACCAGGUGGUGAGGACCAGCUGGUCCAGGGGCAUCGACAGGGUCCGGCCCUUUGGUGAAUCGAGAGAAAUGAAGCUCCAUGGGACUCCUUGGAGCUAUAGAUCCAACGGAGACGACGAUGCUCGACGGCUACUGCUGCGUAUUAUUGAAUGCUUGCACGACAUUGGCUGGGUACUCCAGUCCGCCUUUGACAUUACCAAGAACUCAUCAAGCAGAGACAGCCUGGUAUUCCGGAAGCAAGAACCUGCACCUUCGCCUUGCGACUGGAUAGCCGUCUCAUUCGAUAGUAAUGACAAGCUCAAGAUAAUCGGCUCCCCACCGCCGGAACUAGUCGCCCGGCUUCUCCAGGCCUUUAGCGUUGAGAUCCAGAGGCACGAGGCGACGGUGGAGCGCGUCAAAAUCAAGUUCUGGGGCCAUCCGUGGACACCCUCGGGCCAAGACACGGUAACGACGAGCCUCAAGCUCCUGUCUCUGCUCGAAGUACUCGAGAUCUGCGGCUUCACCCUCUACGGUACUGUCGGUGCACGGCACGAGGAUGAUACCGCUUCGGCAGACAUCAUGCACCCUAGUUUUGACUCUCUCCCCUUCGACAAGAAUGGCCCGCAUGGCAAUGCAUGGGGCAUUUGGGGUCCCGACGACCAACUCGGGACGCUAAAUCUUCUUACAGACGAAGUCGUUCGCGAAGCGGCCAAGGAAAACAUCAAGACGGGCUCCAGAGUGUCGUUGAAUUGGUCAAUGACCGGGGCGUCGUAUCCCAAGUUUGCUCGCAAACUUUUAGACUUGCACUUGAUCAACAAGGCCCCUCUUAAGCAUGCGCAUGACGACGAGUGGAUGUUCAACUCUCAGUGCAGCUCACAGUGGGAUGGAUUCCGGCAUUAUGCCUAUCAAAAUGAAGCAUUGUAUUACAUGGGCCGCACUGCUGAGCAGUUUGCCGCUUCGGACCAGCCAAACAGUGUUCAUCAUGUCUCAGCCAAGGGUAUUGCUGGCCGCGCCGUCUUCAUCGACUGGUAUGCUUGGGCUCAGAAACAGGGCUUAAAAGUGGACGCCAUGUCUUCUCACGAGGUUCCAUUUUCCGAACUAGUCGAAACCCUCAAGUUUCAGGGCAUGGAUCUCGACGUUUUCAGGCCCGGCGAUAUUGUCGUCGUUCGCUUUGGGUAUCUGGAGCAGUAUGAGAACAUGAGCCAGGAGAAACGGCAACACCUCGACAAUCUCUACAAGACUCAGAAGCCCGACAAUAUUGGCCUCAAACCAUCCGAAGAGCUCUUGCGCUUCCUAUGGGAUAGAAAGAUUGCUGCCAUUUGUGGUGACUCGCGCUCUCUGGAGGUAUGGCCAUGCAAGGAUACCGAAUGGCAUCUACAUGAGUGGCUCCUGGCUGGCUGGGGCAUGCCCAUUGGAGAAUUGUUUUACUUGGAGGAACUGGCCAAGAUGUGUAGUUCCUCGGGACGAUACACUUUCUUCAUGUCCAGUUCUCCAAUGAAUGUACCGGGUGCCGUAGCAAGCCCCCCGAAUGCACUUGCGUUUUUCUAG
Molecule: messenger RNA, 1773 nt
Organism: Fusarium keratoplasticum
Lineage: Eukaryota; Fungi; Ascomycota; Sordariomycetes; Hypocreales; Nectriaceae
Exons: 8
Coding region: 1-1773 (590 amino acids)
Molecular function (GO): arylformamidase activity
Source: RefSeq, a predicted model, not a curated record